Xiphophorus hellerii (green swordtail) is the source of this 5246-nucleotide messenger RNA. It is a transcript of the gene pogza, whose product is annotated as pogo transposable element derived with ZNF domain a. Lineage: Eukaryota; Metazoa; Chordata; Actinopteri; Cyprinodontiformes; Poeciliidae. The transcript is spliced from 25 exons. Gene Ontology annotation, molecular function: RNA polymerase II cis-regulatory region sequence-specific DNA binding; DNA-binding transcription factor activity, RNA polymerase II-specific. Gene Ontology annotation, biological process: regulation of DNA-templated transcription. The coding region runs from base 949 to 4833 and encodes 1294 amino acids. The record is from RefSeq and is a predicted model, not a curated record.
GAAAACGAUUUAACUGCGUUCUGAACAUUCCAAAAAAAAUUUAAUAUAAUCGUAAAAUGACAGGAUCUUUCGGGUUAUCGGUUACUCCCUUGCAAGAACCAGAUGCCUGCUAUCCAGUUAGCAUGCAUAGCAUGCAUGAAGCUCUCGCCAACUACUACCGUAAAUGGUUGAUCUGCAAUGUGUUUCAUUAUUGUCUAAUAAAUGUUCUGCUUUCUGAAAAAUUACAUAUAACGCAAUCAGGGAAUCGCUUAAUGUAAUACUGUAAUUUUUACAAUUUUAUGAGAAGGUGCAUGCUAAUCCCUGCUAGCAUGCAUAGCAUACAUUAAACCUUCAUACACACCAUUGAAGGAAAGAACUGAGCAAGAGUUUAUUGAAUACUGAAUAGUUUUAUAUCGAUGAGAACAUAGUGGGGGGAAAAACGGAACUUUUCAAACUAAUUUUCAGUCGUUCAGAAUAUUUGGGUUUCUGUAUUCCUACAGAUAUAUAUCACUCCGCCUCGUCUGAACGUAGUAAAAGCACAGAGGGCGGAGGGAUACGGCUGCGCUCUCACAACACACAACCAGCCUCAAACGUGUUCUUGGUGCUAAAUGCUAACAGCAGAAAUUCUCUGUAGUUCAUAUUUUCAGUCUUCAUUUUUUAAAAUCUAGACGUUUAGUGGUUUCAAUUUUAAUGGAAUAAACAAAUAGUUAUCAUACUAAAAGCAAAGAGAAGGUAAGUGCACGCGAAAUAUUAUUGUUAAACGUAUAUCACACAGAGUUUAUGAAGUGAAAGACUUAGCUGUUCGGCUAGCUUUUAGCUUCGUUAGCUCAACCCCGAACUGGCUCAGGAAGGUGGGGGCAAGAUUGUGCAUGCAGGGAGAGCCCUACGCGUCUGCUGCAAAACACAACAUUGCCAGUGAUUUUCAAAACCGCACGUCAGGAUUAUUAGACUGAAAGUGAGGAGUGGAAGAUGAUGGAGGUGGAGACUGCGGCAGGAAGUGAUGACGAUCAUCUGAUGGAGUCUGAGGAUCAGCUGGAAAACUUCUCUCCAGUGAAGCUAAAAGAAAAGAAGGAGCAAAUGGUUAAAGCAGUGUGUGCUUCAUCCACUGCGGCGAAUCAUGAGUGGGAGAAAAGCCCUGAACCAGUGAGGAUCAUCCACAUCCCAGCCCAACCAGUCACCACAACCUCCGCUCCCAUCAAGACCGUGAAGCCUGCAGGAUCGACUUUGGGCUUCACGGUCAACGGUCGGCCGAUCCACCUGCCGCCUGGAGGUGGCGGUGCAGAGCUGAAGCUUCACUCUCACCCUGGAGGCUCAGCCAGCGGCUUCACUUCGAUCCAGAUCCCCGUCACUCUGACCCUCAGCAGUCCUCUGGGGACUCGCUACAUUUCCACCUCAGCCUCCCUGACGGCCUCCUCUUCCUCCACCUCCUCAUCCUCCUCCGCUCCUCCUGCUGCUGCUGCUUCGUCUCUCUCAGCGCUUGAACCCAUCCCCAUCAUCACAGGUAUUGUCUCGGGUGAGGCGGCCCAGAAGGUUCUGAAUGACCACAGCUUGAGGCUCAACUCCAGCUCUAAGAAGACAAAAAAAGCUCCGCCGGCUGCUGGAGCCCCGAGACCCAAGAAACCCCGACCCAGCAGGAUCGCAGCGCCCGACAAGCUGCUGCGAAAAGGUGAGAUUGGUGCUGCCACUCCGCCCGACUGUCAGAUCUGUAAAUCUCAGUACAAACUCAUCACCGAGCUGCGAGGCUUCAUGUGUAUGUGCAGCCGUGCAAUCGCUGAAGCUCUGAUCAAUCUGAGAAGGCAGAAGAUCAAACGCCGCAGGAGGGAGAGAGAACGAAGAAAAGCCUUGAAGCUCAGCAAAGCGCCUCCGGUUUUCCACAGAGACUCUCCGGUGCAACCAGUUCUGUCUCCUAUUAAAGCCCUCACUCCUCCGCGGAGGAUUCCUAAAUAUUCUGGAGACGUCCAGUCGGAGGAGCUCAGCAGCCCCACGUCUCCAACCCUCAGCCCCCCAACGCUGGAGAAGUUCCUACCAGCAGAUUAUCCUCCCAGUAAACUGGUGAUAAUGGUGGAGGACUUCUUCUAUGGUCGCGCCCCUGGAUGCAGCACGGAUAAAGACAGCCUGGACGAGAAGUUUGGCGGGGUUUUCCACUGCAUCCACUGCUCAGCCGUUCUCAGCAACAACAUCCAGUUGAUGGACCACAUGCAGCAACACGUCUCCAUGUUGUCUCAGGAAGACGGACAUGUUGACAGUGUGUCCACCUGCCCCCACUGUUUCCGUCAUUAUCCGUCUCCGUUCAGCUUGGAGAGCCACAUAAAAGACGUUCACACCCAGAGCGACUCAGCAGUGAUAUGUAAGAUCUGUGAGCUGGCGUUCGACAACGAACCUGCCCUCCUCUGUCACAUGAAGAGCACCCACAAACCAGGAGAGAUGCCCUACGCCUGCCAGGUGUGUGAGUUUCGGUCGUCCUUCUACUCCGAGGCCUGGUCUCACUUCAGAGAGGUUCACUGUGACACCAGGGAGCUGCUGUGUCAGUACUGCCUCAGAGUUCUGCACAGCAACAGCUGCUACCAGCAGCACGUUGCCCGCCAUCAGAAGAAACAGACACUCAGCUGUGAUAAGUGUCGCCUUCACUUCCUGUACGUUAGAGAGCGCGCCGAGCACAAAGCGCUGCAUCAUAAAACUCACGUCACUCCGCCCCAGCUGAGCGGACUCAAACCUGGAACCAAGGUAACAGUCAGGAUGUAUUCUAUAAUUGGAUCUGAGAGGAAGGAGGAACUGGACAAAGUUUAUAUUCCCUCAAAGGUGGUCGAUGUGGCUCCUCCUCUCCUCGAACUGGAAGGCACCAAACAGAGGCCGGUUGAGCCUUUGGGUUCGCUUCUGUCUGGUUUGAGCGCCGACAGCGACUUUGACCCGUCUCAGCGCUGCGUCGAGUGCCUGAAGACGGUACUGGACCUGGAGAUCCAUUUCCCAACACGAGUACACUGCUCCUUCUGCAAGUUCGCCACAUGUUGCUCCAACUCCUACGCCAACCACAUGAUCAAUAAUCACACCACAUGGAAAGACCCUCAGUUCCCAGCCGUCUUCCAGUUUAAUCCAAGGUUGCCCCAAGCUUUAAAAUGUGAUUCUUGUAUGUUUUCCACCUUCAACGGGGACGCGAUGGCCAAUCACGUGACGCAGAAACCGGAUCACGUUUGCAUCAUGUUAACAGACGAAGAGAGAAGUUCGAAACAACCUGAGAAUCAAACGUCUGAGAAUCAAACAUCCACAUCUGGGAAUAAAACGUCGACGUCCGGGAAUCAAACGUCCGGGAAUCAGAUGUCUGUGAAUCAAACGUCCAGGAAUCAAGUGUCUGAGAGCACCCCUGUCAGUAAGAACCUCAGAAAUCGUAAUGGCGUCUUCGUCCCGAUUCAACUCGUCCAAAAUGGACAGACGUCCCCUCAGCUGUCCGUCAAGGCUCUCAGCGACGCUUCCUCUCCGCCUUUCAGACCCGCCAUGACCAUCAAGAUUAUGGGGGUUGGAAAGAGGGUAGGUCCUCUGUCCCACGACCAGCUCUGCGUCGUCCUCUCCUCUUUGUGUCACGGUAUAAACGAGACCGCUCGCCUUACCAACGUGUCCCCCACCACGAUCCGGUCCUGGAUCGCGUUGCAGCAGCGCGGCCUGGCGCAGAGGAGGUGGGGCUGGAAGACGGACAAGAUGGCGGAGUGGGUCCUGAACCGCAGGGAGCAGCAGCUGAGCGUGACGGAGACGGUUCUGCUGCUGACGGCCCGGGCCACGCUGGGCGAGAGCACCCAGGUGGAGGACUGCUACAGCUGGACCAUAGACUUCAUGCUGAGGCACGACCUGGGCCUGCAGACCACCAACAACAACCGGCUGAAGAGCAUCCGGGAGAACAGCAGCAGCUUCAUCCAGUCCAUCUACUCACAGGUCCAGAAGGGGGCGCUGCCUCUCCACUGCUGGGGCUGCAUGGACGAGCUUCCCGUCUUCAUCAACUCGGACCUGUUCUGCAAGCAGCUGGCGUCCGCCUUCCAGCUGUUCGGGUCGCCUGAGGACAAGCCCGUCUUUGACGUCGUCCUGUCCGCGCUGUCGGACGGCCACCUCCUGCCCCCCCUGCUGUUCUUCAGAGGAACUGCGUCCAGCGUCCCGGACGGUUUCCCCGACAACGUUCUGCUGGAGGCCCGGGAAGGCGGGUUCAGGGACGAGGAGCGCCUGCGGAUCUGGGUCGAUAAGGUGUGGCGCCCUUACGUGACCUCCAGAUCCGGCGACAGGUCUCUGCUGGUGAUGGACGUCCACCGCGGUCACCUCAGCGAUGCGUUCAGGGACCGUCUGUCCGCCAUCAACACCCACAUCGCCUUCAUCCCCUCAGGAUGCAGCUGCCGCCUCCAGCCGCUCGAGAUCUGCGUGACGCAGGUGCUGCGGGAUUUUCUGCAGGCCCGGUGGUCCCAGCUGGUCGCUGAUGGAGGUCUGGACGGGCUUGGACUGGACCAGCUGGCUCUGACGUUGGCCUGCUGGCUCAGUGAAGUCUGCUCCACUCUGAACGCCCAGACCGACGUCCUGCGCAGGUCGUUCACGUUAGCAUGCAGCCUGCAGCACCUGGAGAACCAGGGAGAGGCGGCGAGGAUGAUCACAGCUCUGACCGAAGUGCUGACCCAGCCGCUUGACUCUGGAUCACCAGAAACCAGACCAAAACAAGAGCGUUUACUGGAACGGACGCCGCCGCUGCUGGUGAUCAAGGAGGAGAAGACAAACGGUUGGGAUGAAGAGGAGAAGCAGGCGGAGGUCGGCAGCCUGUCCGCGCUGCGGCAGGUGUUCAACAGUGAGAGCGACGCUGAAUCGUUUCACGGCUUCGCCGACGUCUGAUUCUGCACCACACAUCGUAUAAACAAACUGCUGCACCCGGAGCCUCUGAUACGAUUUAGAGACACUAAUAAAUGCUACUGAUACAAAGCUAGUCGAAGAAAAACAGGAAAUACUGUGUGUUUUUAAGGUGGAAAAAACUUUAUAGAUCAUUAAUGACAUUGGAAUGUAAAAAACCAGUAAUGAUCAGAAACAUAAUAAAUCAUGAAAAAGAACCCAAUAUUUAUUCUGAAACUCAGAAUGGAAACAUGAGUCUUUUCACUGCAUAAUUAUUAACAAUGUAAAGUUGUAACUCUGCCGGGAUUGUUUCUCACUGCUGCUUUGUAAAAGAAACCUUAUUUUUGUUACUUUUUUACUGUGACAUGAAUUAUGUGAUGUUUUUUCUAGUAAAAUAAAGGAAGUUAUGUCCAAAUUGA